Parathielavia appendiculata is the source of this 2208-nucleotide messenger RNA. RefSeq lists its product as uncharacterized. NCBI's taxonomy places the organism in Eukaryota, Fungi, Ascomycota, Sordariomycetes, Sordariales, Chaetomiaceae. The record is from RefSeq and is a predicted model, not a curated record. The transcript has 3 exons. The coding region runs from base 1 to 2208 and encodes 735 amino acids.
AUGGGCCACUCGCAAAGUAAAAACCCGUCUGCCCACGACCACGGCUACGGCCACGGUCUCGGGCUCGGACCAACCCGCCGGAGCGGGCACUGGGACAGGGACACAGCAACCACUUACCGCUACCAUCCGCUCCCAAAACAACCAAGCAAGCACAGCAACCACAACCGACGAACCUCCCUCUCGAACCUAUCCCACGGGACCGCGACACCGACCCUGCCCCCGGCAAUGCCCUCCUUCUUCUCCUUCCAGCAAGGCUCCGAGCGCGCCCAGAACGUCCGCUACCUCUCGGAAGCAUCGCCCCUCCUGGGCAGGUUCCGCGCCGUGCCGAGACAGAAUGAUCGGCCCGUGGGGAAUGGCCGGAGCGGUGGUGGGAGAGCGCCGAUGAGUCACGGGCAGAUGGGGUUGCUCUCGGCCGAGCCUGGGUGGAGGGGUAGUGUGCAUGUUGGGUAUGGCGCGUUGGUUGCUGCCGCUGCUGCUGAGGAACAGGAGGAGGAGGAGGAUGGGUAUGAAGAUGAAGAUGAAGAUGAAGAGGGGGAAGCGGGUGGGGACGGAGGGGAGGUUGGGUGUUGCUGUGUUGGCGAUGGAGGGAGGCGAUGGAGGAGGGGAAAGGGAAGGAUAAGGACGUUGUGUAGGAAGUUGGAGAAUGUUUGGGUUGAUCCCAAGGCGGGGGCCAUUCGGAGGGUUGUGGAUGUGUGGUGGAGUCGAUGGGGGACUCUGGUGGUCUUGCCCGCGUUCUUGGCUGUGGCCUGGUGCGCCAUCCCAUUUCCCCAGUACCCACUUCCGGGAGACGACGACGACCGGCGGUCCGGAGAGCCGGGGCCCGCUCCUGGGCGCAAAGUGCCGGGGCACGGAGCGACUCGCGUGCAGGUCAAUUUCUGGUUCUUCCUCUUAAUCUACUACAGCUUCUACAACUUGACAGCCCUCAUAUGGAUCACAAAACUCUUCAACUUGUAUAGCCUCAACUGGUGGCCGCAGUCACUCGGCUUCCCCCUCACCGUGUCCGCCAUCGCCAUCCUCUCGAUCGCGGCGCCAGUGCCCAUCUAUCUCAUCCCGGAGGCCAGAUUUUUGACAGUCCACAACACGGCAUGGAUCCUCUGGACUUUCGUCAUCAUGGCGAUGCCCGUCGGCAUUGCUUUUUGUAUCCUUAUGACCAACGAGCGCCACCUCAAACUCCGGCAAUCGCUUUCUGAGACGCAGCGCAUCUUUACAUCCUCGUGGUGGGCCGGCGAGCCAGACAGCAGCACCUUGUCGCCGCGUGAGGGGAGGCGAGCCCGCGCUACCCUGGAUCCGAACGCUUUUGAUCCGGCACUGGGUGUUUCCACAAUUGGAUUCGCGGACAGUCGUUAUCAACGGCCUGCGAUGCAGGCCCGGCUGCGCCGACGAUGGCUGCCAGCAAGCUUCGUACGCUUCGUGUGGUUCUCCUUGGCCUUGUUCAUCGGCUUGCUGGCCUAUGUCAUAGGAGAGGCUUACGCCGAAAUCUACCUGAGCACGCUGCCGCAUAACAAUCUCCAUACAAUCGUCUACGUCUACGGUUGGAUAUCGACCGUGUACCUGCUGGAUGGGUUGACGGGAUGGAUUCUGGGUGGGAACGAAGGCGAGCGAGUCGGGAGCUACCCGCUGAGUUGGAUCUUCAAGCUCUACUUCAUGUUGACUUACCAGACAUACGUCCGCGCGCUGUACGCUCGCUUGCGCAGUCCGUCACAGUUCAUCCUGCUCCAAGUUCUCUCCUCAGCCAGCCUGAUCAUCGUUACGCCUAUCCUUAUGUCGGCGCCGUUCCACUGGUUCUUGUCCGUUAUUGGCGUCAACGGCCAGAGCUACGGCUCUUACCAAAAGAUGUGCAUCCGCAACGUUUUUAUCCGCUUCAUCGCCGAGAACGCAUCGAUGCUGGCCUUCCUCGGCAGCGUGGUGAUUCUGCACUUUGGUGCCAACAAGGACGUCUAUCCUUACUUCGCCUUUGACGGCACCGAGGAGAAUGAGGACUACGACUUUAACCUGACCUUUUAUGCCUCGAGCAUUACCUGGGCCUGCGAACUGGUCGCGAGCUUCAUCGUGGCCGGGCUUAUUCGCUGGAUCUACAAAGUCAGCGUCGUCACGGAGGGCAAGCUCGACUUUAUUGUCUGGCCCGAGCUGCUCCCUACCUGUGUCGCCGUCAUGCUUCAUGUGCUGCAGAACAUGCUGUUUUCCAUCAUUCGGCUGCAGUUUCGAUGA